Clupea harengus (Atlantic herring) is the source of this 1375-nucleotide messenger RNA. RefSeq lists its product as uncharacterized. Gene Ontology annotation, molecular function: DNA-binding transcription factor activity, RNA polymerase II-specific. Lineage: Eukaryota; Metazoa; Chordata; Actinopteri; Clupeiformes; Clupeidae. The record is from RefSeq and is a predicted model, not a curated record. Gene Ontology annotation, cellular component: nucleus. Gene Ontology annotation, biological process: regulation of transcription by RNA polymerase II.
AGUUAUAUCAUUAAUGCUGUUCAUAAAUCCCCAAACAUGGUCCAACCUCAGCCCAGUAGAUGGCGGUAAUACAGCUAGUUUUCGGUAAUACAGCUAAGCAAUAGAAAGAGACGAAGAAGAACACUGGUUUGGUCCAUAAACGUAACAUCAGAAGAAGAAAGGAGUUCCAUUAACGUAUUGGUAGAGAAGGGCUUUGAGUUCUCAAUAAGAGACGCAGAACAUCCUGCCCCUUUGUUUAAGUUCACAAAAUAUCUGAAAAGAGCUGUAACUUCUUAUACAAAGUUAUAAACGUCUAAAUGCUGUAAUGUUUUCAGGCGAAUUUGAAGCGGAGAUCGUCGGCAUCAUUGAGGGGGUUGCGAAAGCGGCUAUGAUAGAUAUUCUGAAAGUAUUUGACAGACGCUCCUCAGCUUUACGCGAAGAGAAUGAGGCGCUCAGGACCUCAUUGGUGUUGAUGGGGCGCGAACUGCGAGCAGUACGUAGGCCUAACGCAUGCCAUACAAACAGCACUCUAGAUGUGUCUGUUGAACUUCAGGUUCGUGGAGAGUCAGAUCCAAUGGGGAAAGUGAGUUUUUUGGAGCGAGAAAGAGACCCCUCACAAUCAGCCAGUUGUCUACCUGCUUUGGAUGGGCAAGCUAUCUCACUAAGUGCUGUGAAGAGCGAGGAUGACUGCCCAGAAUCCUUCCCCAUUACAGAAGACAUCUCAGGGACGUUGUCAUCAGAGUGGGACGGCUAUCCAGAUGGGCUCUCAUCCCACCCUGACGCUUACUACUCGCCACACGGCGUGAUUGUGGAGACUGAGCCGCUGGAAGAGCCUGGGGAUGACACGGUGCAUUGCAAACGGGGGCUCCCCCGGAAAAACAGCACCCGACACACUGAUGAGUUCGGUCAGGUAAGGGUGUGGAGGAGCCUCCGACCCGUGGCUCCCAGGGUUCCAGCGUCUGUGUUACCGUCACUGGACAUGCUGUCUGCUAUUCCUGUUCAGCCCACAGAAGAACACCUGCAUUCAGCCUCUGAUGAACCCCGUGUUGAUUCAUUCACUUGCACACAAUGCAACAAGGUUUUCAGCACCACAGAAGAGUUUAAGCGGCAUCUACAGACUCACCAAAAGACCUCUCCUGGGCGACCCUUCAGGUGCACACUAUGUGGGAAGUCGUUCACUUCUAAGAGCAAUCUGACUGUACAUCACAUCACCCAUACUGGGGAGAAGCCACAUAGGUGCAGCACCUGUGGAAAAAGGUUUGGCCUCAUCUGCAAUCUCAGGAUGCAUGAGAGGAUCCACAGUGAUGUGAGGCCCUUCCUCUGCACGCGCUGUGGAAAGAGCUUCACUCAGAACCACGUACUGCAGAAACAUGCCUGUCCCUUUUUAAAAGCUUAA